This is a messenger RNA of Podarcis muralis (Common wall lizard), 2616 nucleotides long. The record is from RefSeq and is a predicted model, not a curated record. NCBI's taxonomy places the organism in Eukaryota, Metazoa, Chordata, Lepidosauria, Squamata, Lacertidae.
AUGAUAUGCAGUACUCAUUUCACUAAGUGCACUAUCAGUGAUUCUCUUUCAGUACUUCAUGAAUAUUACCAACUAGGUGACCUCAUCAUUGGCGGAAUUGCAUCACAUACAGUUUAUCUUUCAGAGAUGGCUUCCUUCAAGAAUCACCCUAACAAGGCGUUGAUUAAUCAGCCUGUUGUACUGACUAAGAGCUAUCAGCAUGUCCUGGCCUUGGCAUUCGCUGUAAAUGAAAUAAAUGAAAAUUCUCAGAUCUUACCCAAUGUCAGUUUAGGAUUACGCAUCCAUGACACCAAUUUCAAUGUACAGCAGACCUUUCAUGCCACAAUGAAAUUUCUUGCCUCACGAAAAGAAAAUCUCCCCAACUACAAGUGUGAUACCCAGGACUAUCUGAUAGGUGUCAUUGGGGAACUUCACCCUACAACAUCUUUCCACAUGGCAACAUUGUUACACAUCUACAAAGUUCCACAGAUCACCUAUGGGUCAGUUCCAGUGAUACAUGGUGAAUUCCCAGGGCUUUCUUUCUACCAGAUGGUCCCAAACGAAGACCAUCAAUAUGAAGGGAUUGCUGAGUUACUUCUGCAUUUCAGGUGGACAUGGAUUGGGAUCAUUGCUGUGGAUAAUAACAAUGGAGAAAGGUUUGUGCAGGCUAUGCUUUCUCUGUUUCCUCAUAAAGGCAUUUGCCUUGCCUUCAUGCAAAAAAUCCUUCAAAUUAUGUAUUUCGAUGAUUUUUUUAAGAUUGGGGAGAAGAUGUGGGAAAUGUUUGACAUUGUAAUGGAAAGUAAAGCCAACACAUUGAUAUUUUAUGGAGAAAUAGAAACUUUUACAACUAUAAUGUGGAUGGAAAGACUGUCAGAAGUGGGAUACACAACAGUAAAACCCAAGGGGAAGGUGUGGAUCAUGACUACACAGAUGGAUUUUGUCUCAUUUUAUUACCAAAGGAAUUGGAAUAUGCAACUAAUCCAUGGUGCUUUAUCCUUCACUGUUCACACAAAUGAACUUCAAGGCUUCAAGCAAUUUCUUCAGAGCAGAAGUCCUUUCUUUGCAAGUGAAGAUGGUUUCAUCACAGACUUCUGGGAACAAGCAUUCCUUUGUCAUUUCUCAGUGAUGAAAAAGUUGUUUGAUGAAAAGUGCACUGGGGAAGAGAGCUUGGAGAGUCUUCCUAGUGCUGGAGACAAAAUUUCCUUUGAUCACAAUGGGGCCCUGGAAGCUGGAUUUGACAUUGUCAACUGGAUCACAUUCCCAAAUCAAUCCUUCCUCAGAGUGAAAGUUGGAAAAGUGAAUCUCCAGACUCCCGUAAAAGAAUUCACUAUUAAUGAGUCUACUAUUACAUGGCACAUUGGAUUUAACCAGCUCCACCACUUUUUACAGAGUAUUUCAUUCAACAACAGUGCUGGGGACAAAAUUUCCUUUGAUCACAAUGGGGCCCUGGAAGCUGGAUUUGACAUUGUCAACUGGAUCACAUUCCCAAAUCAAUCCUUCCUCAGAGUGAAAGUUGGAAAAGUGAAUCUCCAGACUCCCGUAAAAGAAUUCACUAUUAAUGAGUCUACUAUUACAUGGCACAUUGGAUUUAACCAGACAUUGCCUAUUUCUGUGUGUACAGACAGUUGCCAUUCUGGUUAUCACAAAAAAAGAAUAGAAGGGGUGCCAUUUUGCUGCCAUGAUUGCAUCCCAUGUCCAGAAGGGAAGAUUUCUAACCAGAAAGACAUGAACGACUGUUUCUGGUGCCCAGAAGAUCGUCACCCAAAUGAAGAUCAGGAUUUUUGCACUCCCAAAGCUGUAAGCUUCCUGGCUUUUGAAGAGCCCUUGGGAAUCAGCUUAGGCACUGGUGCUCUUUCAUGUUCCUUGAUCAUAGCUCUUGUGCUCAUGGCUUUUAUGAAGUAUCAUGACACUCCUAUUGUCAAAGCUAACAACAGGAAUCUUACCUACCUUCUCCUUCUCUCCCUCCUGCUCUGCCCCCUCUGUGUAUUGCUCUUCAUUGGCAGACCUUGGAUACUGGGGUGUCUAUUCCGACAAACUGCCUUUGGCAUCAUCUUCUCCAUGGCUGUUUCUUCUGUAUUGGCAAAAUCUGUCACUGUGGUUCUGGCUUUCAUGGCCACCAAGCCUGGUUCUAAAAUGAGGAAAUGGGUGGGGAAAAGACUAGCUAGCACCAUUGUUCUUUCCUGCUCCCUUAUACAAACAGGUAUUUGUGCUAUAUGGCUGGCAACCUCUCCCCCAUUCCCAGAUGUUGACAUGCAUUCUGUGACUGAGGAAAUUUUACUAGAAUGCAAUGAAGGGUCUGUGACUAUGUUUUACUGUGUCUUGGGGUACUUGGGUUUCCUGGCCAUUGUUAGCUUCACUGUGGCUUUCUUCGCCAGGAAGUUGCCUGACAGUUUCAACGAAGCCAAGUUUAUCACAUUUAGUAUGUUGAUCUUUUGCAGUGUCUGGUUAUCUUUUGUCCCAACCUACCUGAGCACCAAGGGAAAAUACAUGGUGGCUGUGGAAAUUUUUUCCAUCUUAUCAUCCAGUUUUGGCUUGCUGGGUUGUAUAUUUUUCCCGAAAUGCUACAUUAUUGUGCUGAGGCCUGAGCUGAACAAUAGGGAGCAACUCCUCAGGAAAAAACCCCUGAAUACAAUAUAA